AGACUCGCCAGCAAGAUGCUGAAGGUGAAUCGGCUGGAAGAAAUAAACGCGCGGCGCAGCAGCAAUUGCAUGGAGGAAAUGGCCUUUUUUCAGCGUAUGGGAAAGGUAGAGAAAGUGAAGUGUUUUCUGGAAGAAAAUUCUAGCCAACAGGAUUCAAGAUCUGGAAGGAAUGAGGCUAAGAAGAAGGGGUCAUCACACUCAGACAUGAAGGCUACAACACCUGUCAAGCAUGAGAGAACAUCAGCCCUCACAGGGGACAUCCCAGCUCCUCCGGCUCCAUUUGAUCACCGUAUUGUGAUCGCCAGACAAGCUGCAGUCAACAGCUUUUAUACUGUGAACAGAGCAGAAAUUUUAGGAGGGGGACGUUUUGGCCAGGUGCACAAGUGUGAAGAGAAAGCAACAGGCCUGAAACUGGCAGCUAAAAUCAUCAAAACUAGAGGCAUGAAGGAUAAGGACGAAGUGAAGAAUGAAAUCAGCGUCAUGAACCAGCUGGAUCACGUGAAUCUCAUUCAACUCUAUGACGCCUUUGAGUCCAAGGAUGACAUCGUUCUGGUUAUGGAAUAUGUGGAUGGGGGGGAGCUGUUUGACCGCAUCAUUGAUGAGAACUGCAAUUUGACUGAGUUUGAUACCAUCCUGUUCAUCAAGCAGAUAUGUGAGGGGAUAAGGCACAUGCAUCAGAUGUACAUUCUCCAUUUGGAUCUGAAGCCCGAGAAUAUCCUGUGUGUGAAUCGGGAUACUAAACAAAUAAAAAUCAUUGAUUUUGGAUUGGCCAGAAGAUAUAAACCCAGGGAGAAACUGAAGGUGAACUUUGGAACCCCGGAAUUUCUCGCGCCUGAGGUCGUGAACUAUGAUUUCGUUUCCUUCCCUACAGACAUGUGGAGUGUAGGCGUGAUCACCUAUAUGCUACUGAGUGGCUUGUCCCCUUUCCUGGGUGAUAACGAUGCUGAGACGCUGAACAACAUCCUUGCCUGCAGGUGGGACUUAGAAGAUGAAGAAUUUCAGGAUAUUUCAGAGGAGGCCAGGGAGUUUAUCUCCAAGCUCCUGAUUAAGGAGAAGAGUUGGAGAAUAAGUUCAAGUGAAGCUCUAAAGCAUCCCUGGCUGUCAGACCGCAAGCUCCACUCCAGACUCAAUGCGCAGAAGAAGAAGAAUUACUGCUCUGAUGCUCAGGACCGUGGAACCAAAUAGUCUACAGAAGGGAUCCCACUGAAAGGAAAACUGCUGUGGUUGCUGCUGCUUUGAGAAGAUUUUUGGAAAAAUCAGCAGUUCUGCUGCCUGUCAGGGAGUGGGCCCUGGCCACUUCUUGACCCGCAAAGCACCCAUUGCAAGGGAGCUGCCUCUUGUCCCGCGGCGCCUGGAGGGAGCCAGGCCUGCAGCUCCCAGGGUACCAGGACACAGCCCUGCACCCCUCACCUCACCUCCCUACAUCCCGGAUGGGGGUUCACGCUUGGGAAGAUGCUUUCCUGACUUUUUAAUUUCUUAAAUAUUUUAAAAUUUUUUUAUCUUACUUGCUGGGGGAGGGGAUACAUUAUGUCUAUCAUAUCUUGGUGCACAACAGAAACCAUGCUUGAGAUUUAUUUGAGAUUUUGAAAUCUGUGCCUGCAUUUUAGAGGGAGGAAACCGCCUCUAACCAUUAAAUCCCCAGAAACAAUUCUAAGCCUGGAACA
This is a messenger RNA of Choloepus didactylus (southern two-toed sloth), 1664 nucleotides long. It is a transcript of the gene MYLK4, whose product is annotated as myosin light chain kinase family member 4. The transcript has 12 exons. Gene Ontology annotation, cellular component: nucleus; cytoplasm. NCBI's taxonomy places the organism in Eukaryota, Metazoa, Chordata, Mammalia, Pilosa, Megalonychidae. The record is from RefSeq and is a predicted model, not a curated record. The coding region runs from base 16 to 1185 and encodes 389 amino acids. Gene Ontology annotation, molecular function: ATP binding; protein serine/threonine kinase activity. Gene Ontology annotation, biological process: protein phosphorylation; intracellular signal transduction; positive regulation of apoptotic process.